Messenger RNA from Prinia subflava (tawny-flanked prinia), 1666 nucleotides. Its product is annotated as basic salivary proline-rich protein 2-like. Lineage: Eukaryota; Metazoa; Chordata; Aves; Passeriformes; Cisticolidae. The transcript is spliced from 2 exons. The record is from RefSeq and is a predicted model, not a curated record. The coding region runs from base 8 to 397 and encodes 129 amino acids.
CGGGGAGAUGCUGCGCGGCGCCGCUCCGCGUCUCCCGCCGCUCCCGCCGCUCCUGCCUCCCCCAGGGCCGCCGGAGAGGGGCACCCGCUCGGCGGGGCCGGUCCCCGAGCGCAGCCCUAGGGAGGAGGAUCCGCCGGCCCCGGGAGGAGGAGAUGGAGGCAGCGGGAAAGGCGAGGGGGAAGCCGGCCGGGAGGGCGACAGAGCACCCUUAUCCCCGUCCCCUGGUAGGCCCCACGGCACGGUCCGCAGUUCGGGCAGAGAACCGCAGAGCAACAUCGAGGGAGCCGCGGGGUGUGCGCCGGGCCAGCCUCCGGUUCCCCCGAGCCGGGAGCGGCAUCGCUGUUCAGCCGAGCGAACCCAGCCCAACAGAGCUGCUGCUCCACGAGCGCCCACGUAAGGUCCUGCCGGAGUGUCCUUCACCUUCAAAGUGUGACAUCUACCCCAGCCUCUGUCUGGACAGAUUACUGUAACCCAGAAGAGCAAGAAUGUGACACCCAUGAAAGAAGCUUGGAGAAGAAAGUCCUCCUCCCACAUGGGCACCAGGCACUAGAUAAAUCUGGCAGCGAAGUCAAAAAGAAGAGGAAAUGUAGAACCAUGUGUCAUCAGAUUACUGAAGAUAGUACGUUCUUUAUCAAUCUAUGAAUGUUGAAUGGAAGAAUUAACUGUACAGAAGCCUUUGGAAAAUACAUUUUAUCCCAGGGAAGUGAAGAACGAGACAAAUCACUCAAUCAUUUCUAAGAAUGAUUACAAAGAACCAGACCAAUUGAAAGUAGUCACUCCUCCUGUCAGGUUAUACAGUUGGCUCAAGAAUAUUUCAUGCCAUGCCUCAAUCAUAAACACAAGCAGUAUUUGGGCUGUAGUUUUGUUGCAAGACAUCACUACAGUUUUUUGUGCAUUGCUUCAUUCAUCUGAGAUUCUUUCCAAUGGAUAUUUACCUUUGAACUCUCUGGAUUUACAGUGCCUGCUUCAUUUCAAUGCACCUGCGAUUUUUCAUCCACAAAUUACAAAUACUUGCUCACAGCAGAAUUUCAAGAGCUUUCUUUUCUUCUUGGUAUUUGCCCUGUUUCCAGUAAAUCCCCUACCAUUACAUGGGUAACUGUAAACAAACACAGGGACAGGAACUGUAAUCCUCAUAUGUUAUCUAGCUAUUUGUUUUGAAAAAAGAGAGCAGAUUCAGGACGGAAGACAUCCUGUCUUGAUGACAAUAUAAAAAUGGUUCAACUUGACCUUUCCAAGCUUCUACCUUGCUUUCUCACCAUCAGUUCCACCUAUCAUUCCACAGAUUUUUCUGCAAUUAAAAACAAACAUUAUUUGUUCAUGUUCUUGUCAGCCUGAACAGAAUUGUCUCAUGUUGUUGCUGUUAUUUACAUUACCCAGGUGACAUAUUGAUGAAAACAUACUCACAGCACAGACUCCUCUACCCACUCCAGCGUAAUGGGACCAACAGUAGUCUAUAAUCAACCAAGAAAUGAUCAUACUAUCAUGUAGUAUGAUUAUUUACAAAAGUUAUUUUUAAGGAGCAUUCACUUUUAACUCUGUCCUUCCUGUUCAUGUGUCUCCUGGUACCAGCCCUUCCUGUUCUUUUGUGUUCUCAUUCUGAACUCAAUACCACCCUCCAAAAAAACAGAUUACCAUUCCUGGUUUACAGUCUUAUGCUGAAAUUGUU